Punica granatum (pomegranate) is the source of this 1899-nucleotide messenger RNA. NCBI's taxonomy places the organism in Eukaryota, Viridiplantae, Streptophyta, Magnoliopsida, Myrtales, Lythraceae. The record is from RefSeq and is a predicted model, not a curated record.
AAUUACGGGAAUAGAAGCAGAGCAGAGAACUCCCUACUGCUCCCUGCAGCUGGCCCUUCCUGUUUCCCUUUUCUCUCUCACUUCUCUCUGGGAUUCUGAGGAUUCAUGGUGGAUCCUGGUCGAAUCGACCCUCUGUGAUCACAGCUGCUCGCUCGGCACCGAUCGGGGUGGGUGGGAGCUUCUCUCGGAGCAAUCUGGGUUAGGGUUUCUUGCUUGCUGGGGAGGAAAAGGCCGAGACUUGUGAGGAUGGAGAGCGUGCUGUCGACCAACGACCAGGAGAGCAUGAUCUCUUCCUUCCUCGAGAUCGCCGUCGGGCAAUCCGUCGAGACCGCGCGCCAGUUCUUACAGAUGACAAGUUGGAAGCUUGAUGAUGCAAUUCAACUAUUUUAUGUCGGCAAUGAAGCGGGUGGUAUAGCACCACAGCUCCAAGCCCCCGUAACUGAUGAGACAAAUGCUGUUCUGGCAGAAGAUGGGUCGAGGGUCGAUGGGGCACAUGAUAAUGCUGGUCAAAAGGACGGAGAUGAUGCAGUGCGGGCUCCUUUACCUGUUAGAAGGGAGGUUCUCUACGAUGAUGCGAUAUUAUUCCCAGCAUCGGGGAUAGGCCACCCAUCAAAUGAAUCAGCUCCAUUAGUUGCAUUUCGCAAUUUUGAUGAGGAAAUGAAACGCCCUGGUGUAUGGGAAUCAGAACGAGGCAGUACGUCCACUGCUGAUAAUUCUCGCGAUAAUCUUGCUUCUCUGUAUCGUCCUCCUUUUCAUUUGAUGUUUCGAGGAUCCUUUGAGAAGGCGAAAGGAGCUGCUUCAAUGCAGGACAAGUGGCUAUUGGUGAACUUGCAGUCAACUAGGGAAUUCAGCUCACAUAUGCUCAACCGGGACACCUGGGCCAAUGAAGCUGUUGCUCAAACCAUUAGUACUAACUUUAUCUUCUGGCAGGUAUAUGAUGACACAAGUGAGGGCCGCAAGGUUUGCACAUACUACAAAUUGGAUUCUAUUCCUGUAGUUCUCGUCAUUGACCCGAUAACAGGCCAAAAGAUGCGAUCCUGGCUUGGGAUGAUCCAGCCUGAGAGUUUGCUCGAGGAUCUCUUACCUUUCAUGGAUGGUGGCCCUAAAGAUCACCAUGUAACUCUGUCGCAUAAACGUCUCAGAGAAACAAAGCCGACUCCUCCACAGAAAUUAAAGAAUGUGAGCAAAGAAGAGGAUGGGGAUUUACAGGCUGCAUUAGCAGCUUCUUUGGAGGAUUUUAAAGACUCAGGUGCAGCAACUGAGGAAGGCAAUGGUACUACCAAGGAGGAAGAGACAUGCUCGAGCAACAAGCCUGAAUUUCCCCCUCUUCUUGAAGAACCAAAGGUAGACAGGAGCCUUCUCUGCAGGGUUGCAGUGCGUUUUCCUGACGGACGCAGGGCCCAGCGUAAUUUCCUCCGAACUGAUCCAAUACAGCUUCUGUGGUCAUUCUGCCAUGCGCAGCUGGGGGAGGGAGACAAGAGCAGGUCAUUCCGUUUGGCCCAGGCCAUUCCGGGAGCAUCGAAGUCUCUGGACUAUGAUAGCAAGUUGACGUUUGAUGAAUCGGGCCUCGCCAACUCUAUGAUUUUCGUCACCUGGGAAUGAGGACGAGUUGAUCAUAUUGUCCUUUCCGGGAUGGGAUCAAUUGAACAAAUAACUCUCCUCUUAUCUUUCCUUCCCUUCCCCUCCUUUCCAAUUUCAUUGGUAACUUACGGACCGUGGCACGGUGUUCCCUUUGCUUUUGCUGUUUUUGCUGUCCCCGAAGGUGAAGUCAGAGGCUGUGGUUGUAGUUGAUAGUUUUUGGUCCUGAUUUCAUUUGUAAAUCUAAACUGUAAGUAUAAAUGUCAGCACUGGAGGCAGCUUCUUGAGAAAUAUCCAUGCAAAACCGAAUUACUACAAUCA